Molecule: messenger RNA, 1672 nt
Organism: Labrus bergylta (ballan wrasse)
Lineage: Eukaryota; Metazoa; Chordata; Actinopteri; Labriformes; Labridae
Product: processed variable antigen
Source: RefSeq, a predicted model, not a curated record
GAAAAUUUCCUUGUUCCUUUGGGGAAAUGGCUGCAAAACCAUAUCAGCUUGUCUAACAGGUUAUUUUACAUGGAGGAGGUACUGUAAUCUGCAUAAACUCUGAAGAUAUUUCUGAGAGCCAACACAGAGGGAAACAUUCAUCAGCAACCUAAAAGAGAGUCUGGAGGUGAAAAACAGUGACUGUUAUAAUGAAGCUGGGUCUGCUGGUUGUGAUGACCAUGGUGGUUCUGGUUCCCAGCAUGUCUGAAGGCCGGAUCGUCUCCAAAUGUGAGCUGAAAGAAAAGCUAUGGAAGUCGAACAUCCUGCCCAAAUGUUUCCCAAACCAGCACAAGGAACACAUUCUGGCAAUAGUGAUCUGUGAAUUGAAUAGGAGGUACCAUCUAAACACCAGCAAGGUAGAAGUGUUUGGUCAACGAGAGACAACCAGUGAAGAAAUGUUCAGUGAAGAAGUGAUCACUGAUGAUUUGCAAGAAACAACCACUGAAGAAAUGUCCAGUGAAGAAGUGAUCACUGAUGAUUUGCAAGAAACAACCACUGGAGAAAUGUUCAGUGAAGAAGUGAUCACUGAUGAUUUGCAAGAAACAACCACUGGAGAAAUGUCCAGUGAAGAAAUGAUCACUGAUGAUUUGCAAGAAACAACCACUGGCGAAAUGUCCAGUGAAGAAAUGAUCACUGAUGAUUUGCAAGAAACAACCACUACGACACCAACAAUGGAAACUACAGAAGCAAUGACCACCAAAACAACAACCACUGAAGAAAUGUCCAGUGAAAAAAAGAUCACUGAUGAUUUGCAAGAAACAACCACUACGACACCAACAAUGGAAACUACAGAAGCAAUGACCACCAAAACAACAACCACUGAAGAAAUGUCCAGUGAAGAAAUACAAGAAACAACCAGUCAACCCAUCCAAACAACUCUUGAAGCUGGCAAGAAAAGAAGGAAGCGUGAGGCUGGCAAUUGUAAGGAAUACGACUUGACAAUGGACCUGUAUGAGAUGGUAAACACUUUAGAGACCAAUUUUGAUGAGGAACUAAUAAUGAAGGCUGAAAACAGGAUUGACGAAGAGGAUGAUGACAGCAAUGAAGCAUUUGGUGAUAUGUUGGACCCUGAGGAAAGUGGGAAAAGUGAGGAUGGAGGCUUCAGGAUCCACAAAAUGACGAAGCUAUGGUCCCUAGGUAAUUACGGGGUCUUCCAGCUGUCUGAUGGAUAUCACUGCAAUUCUGACUAUCGCUUGUCCGUAAACGAGUGCAAUACAUCCUGCAAUGCCUUUGCUGAUGAUGACAUAACGGAUGACAUUGAUUGCUUUGUGAAGACUGAAUCCUGGAGGCAAUUCUUUUACGACAGCUCCAGUGAGUGUUCUGACCCCAAGGACUACUUCAAGGGCUGUUGAUGAGCAGAACACUUCUUCAUGAUUUUUUCCCCUGGAGGACACCACAUAACUCUCAAACACUGUGGAACAUUUUCCUUUUCUUUAUGAAGGCACUUUGUAGAAGUAUGAUCCUGAAUUUGCACAUACAAUAUUUAAUUUACAGUGAAUUGAAAGAAUCCAAAUAUUUUCAUGAUUUUUUUUCCACUUAGGCCUAUCUGUGAUUAUCUGGUGAUGAAAAGAAAUAAUGAUUUCUGUAUUUUCUGCUAUUUUUAAUCUUUGAAUAAAGGUGUUUUACCAGCCUA